Messenger RNA from Pseudomyrmex gracilis, 1930 nucleotides. RefSeq names its product CDP-diacylglycerol--glycerol-3-phosphate 3-phosphatidyltransferase, mitochondrial (gene PGS1). The record is from RefSeq and is a predicted model, not a curated record. Gene Ontology annotation, molecular function: CDP-diacylglycerol-glycerol-3-phosphate 3-phosphatidyltransferase activity. The transcript is spliced from 7 exons. Gene Ontology annotation, biological process: cardiolipin biosynthetic process. Lineage: Eukaryota; Metazoa; Arthropoda; Insecta; Hymenoptera; Formicidae. Gene Ontology annotation, cellular component: mitochondrion. The coding region runs from base 106 to 1761 and encodes 551 amino acids.
CAUGCAGCAGUUGAACGAGAACGGCGAAAGGGGAUAAGUUAAAGUCACGCAUGUGAUUGUUUAUAUGAAUGUUUAUGUUUAUUUAUUAUUUAUGACAAUUCCCUCAUGCACAAUUCAGCUCUGCGAAUCUUGAAACGGUUUCAUGAACGAAACUUGUUAGAUGUUGCAAGUAAAGCAAAGACUUGCUGCAUAAAUUCACUGUUUGUCAGACACAAGUCGCUUAUAAUGAUAUUGGACGACGAAAAGUUGCAAGACUUGGAAAUUCCCGUCCAACAGGAAGUUCACUUGUUAUCCUGGUUGCGCACUGUAGCUCCCGUGUUCCCUGUGAAUAGCUCCAAGAUCACUAUAGUUCAUGAGCCACAAGCGUUUUACACAACCCUGUUGGAAAAAUGCAGGCACGCCAGGAAGAGAAUCACAUUGGCCUCUCUGUAUUUAGGUACUGGCACUCUAGAGACCGAGCUAGUAAACGUGAUAAAACAAGCAAUGAAUACGGGUGAUGGCAAUGUGCAAGUACGAAUUUUGUUGGAUUACAUGAGAGGUUCGCGAGGCAAACAAAACUCCCGAAAGAUGCUUGAACCGUUGUUGAAAGGCAAUUAUGGGAAAAAUUGCAAGAUAUUUCUUUAUCACACGCCAAAUCUGCGCGGUAUUAUGAAGGCAGCGAUCCCAGAUCGUUUCAACGAGUUGAUUGGUCUGCAACACAUGAAAAUAUACAUGAUUGAUGACGACUUGAUUAUUAGCGGGGCAAAUCUCAGUAACGAUUAUUUUACAAAUCGUCAGGAUCGAUAUCUUGUUAUCGAAGAUUGCAAGGAACUUUGUGACUUUUAUCAUACACUGAUCGAGAAAGUGACAGAAUUUAGCUUUCUGUUGCAACCAGACGGUGAUACAAACUUGAAUUCUGCCAUAAAUUGUCAUCCUUACAAAGGAUCGAAGAACACUUUUACUCAAGAGGCCGCAUCGAGAAUACAAACAUUUUUUCAAAGCGAAAUAGAAAAGCGUACUGAUCUCGACAAAACAGAUACUGUAGAUGCGGACACAUGGAUAUUUCCACUGGUGCAAAUGGGUCAGCUAAAUAUCUAUCAUGAUAGCGAAGUAACAUUGAAGCUUUUACGAACAGCUCCAGCAGGAGCUACGCUUAAACUGGCGACCGGUUAUUUCAAUUUAACUUCCGAUUACAGUCAGGCUGUGCUCAGAGAGUGUCGAGCAACGUGUCAUCUUCUAACAGCGCACCCUACUGCCAAUGGAUUUUUCAGUGCGCUAUCAUUUUUAUUGAUUUAUAUCAACAUAAAUUAUCUUCAUUUUUUUUAUUGUUUAAAUAUUUCAAUCAUGAUCCAAUUUACCCAUUUUUCAGAUGCCAAAGGAAUUGCCGGAAAGAUUCCAGCAGCAUAUAGUACGAUAGAGAAUUCGUUUUAUAAUUUAUGUGAAAAACUGAAUCAGCAGGAAAGAGUGAUAUUAUGGGAGUUUGUUAAACCAGGAUGGACAUACCAUGCGAAAGGUCUUUGGUACACUUUCCCAAAUCAGCAGAAACCCUCGUUGACUCUUGUAGGCUCACCGAAUUUCGGUUAUAGAUCGGUGAAUAGAGAUCUUGAGACGCAGUUGGCUCUGGUGACGAAAAAUAAGAAGUUGCAGAACGCGCUGCACGAGGAACAGGCACGAUUGUUCUCUUGCGCUAAGCCUGUCACAAGGAAGACCUUUUCGCAACAAGACCGAGUACCGCCAGCUUGGGUGUGCGCUAUCGUACUCUUCUUUCGCUAUUAUUUCUGAAGAUUACAACGUCUUAGUAUUUUACACUCCAGAAAAACUUAAUUUUAUCUACCGUUUGUCGCUACGCCAACGCAGAGUGCCAAGGGGUAGUGUUAAAACAAAUUCCAUAUUUUAAGUUCAAUUCUGUGUAAGAUAUAUUUGUUAAAUAAAUAGAAAGAUUGUACGUUAA